ACGUGGCGCUCACGUGCGCGACCGUAGUAAGGAGACCAACGUAAAAGACUUGGUAUGUGAUUGAUGUAACAACCACUAUCCAUUCAGUGUCUUCUCGCUGAUAGUUUUGUAAUAUAUUGAAGAUUGGAAUUCGAUUGCGGUAUAGCACAGGUGUACAAGAAAAGGAAUUCAUAGAUGUGCCAGCUCGUUUUUUCGAAAUACUAUUUUGUAGGACAACUUAUUUUGGGAAUUCUCUUCAUGGAAAAUUCAAUAUGUUAAAUUUAAUGAAAGAUUUCCUGAAAAAUACGGUUUUGAAGUUAUCAAGUUUUUUUUUAAAUCACCACGGGCGCAAAAAUGAAUCCCGAGAAGUGUACAACUUCUUUCGCAACGGGUUUGAAUACAUUGGAUACAGAUUUAAUGAUUUGAGUUAA
Molecule: messenger RNA, 410 nt
Organism: Gryllus bimaculatus (two-spotted cricket)
Lineage: Eukaryota; Metazoa; Arthropoda; Insecta; Orthoptera; Gryllidae
Source: the annotation of a GenBank genome assembly